CCUUCCCCCGCUUCGUCGCCUCUCAGGUCCUUGGGCCUUCCUCCCGGCCGCGGGCUCCUCUCCUGCCGGCCGGGCCACCCGGACCUUGGGCCGCGUUCCUCCCCUGCCCCCCGCCCUCGUGCCCUCGUGCCCCCGUGCCCCGAGGUUUAACAGAGCCCCGGCCCCGAUAGUCGUGCUCCCCGCGGGCUCGACGCCCCCUCCUUGUCGAAGGUUCAGGGCUUAGAGCUGGAAGGGGCCUCAGAGGUCACCCAGGUAGUAAGUGGCAGGGCCCGUGGCCCACCCCAGCCUUGCUUCGCUUUCCGCACCCACCACGGUAGUCCUCGACCCCAUCCACACCCCGCUCCACCACUUCUUUUCCUCCAGCUCUGCUCCUUUCCUGCUCUUUUCUUGGAGGAAAUGGGGAGAAACUGCCCACCCCCUUAGAGAGUUCUUUUCCACCUUAGAAUCAAACUCCUACGUGUUUAGAUUUGGAAAAGGCCUUAGAAAUCAUUUACUUCAACCGUCUUUGAUGGAUGAGAGGGGCAGUGAGGUGUCCUAGAAAGAGAAACAGAUUUGGAGGCAGAAGAACCAUCCAAGUUCAUAUCCAUGCAAAGUUUCUCAACCGUGGGACCUUAAGUUUUUUGUUGGUUUUUUUUUUCAUCUAUAAAAGGAAAGGGGACCAGACCAUGAUUCUCCAGUCUGGGGUGGAGGUACCCCCAAGAUAUGAGGAUCUUGUUGAAUGGUUUGAGGAAAUAAUUGGUAAAUAGUUGCGUUUUCUUAAUGAAAUAUUCCAAAAGUAGUAGUGUUAGUGCUUAUGAUACUAAAAAUGUUACCUGCUAAAUAAAGUGUUCUUUAUGAAAAACGAGUCUCUUUUAUUUCUUAUAUGCUUUUGCAUGGUAAACUAUAGAAUGUUUCCUUUCAUGUUGAAACUGAAAGGUUUACUUAGAGCCAAAGAUUGAAAAAGGUUGAGAAACUCUGUUCUAGAUGAUCUGAGGGUUUUGUUUUUUUCUUUUCUUAAACUAUCUCUGAAUCCUGUGAUCCAGUGAAAUUGAGUUCCAGAGAGUCUUAGUAAUUUAGAAAACCAGCAUGGGUGGGAGAGUUUUAAUCAGAAGCCAGGGGCUUCUUCCCACCAGUCCAAUAUCCUUUUUGAGAGUUUGAAUGUUGUUGGGAGGAGGGGGAGAGUAGAACAUUGCAGAAAAAAUGGAAGAGGCAUACUCUGAAAUCAAGUAAGAUGCUUAUGAAACUGUUUCUGAACUUUCCUCUUACCUUAAUUUUUAGUGAUUCUCUUAGAGCAGAAGAACAGCAUAAAAUGAGAAAUAAGAUGGUGUGAUGAUGGAUCAUGAUGUUCCAACAAUCAAACCUCGAAGAAUCCAGAACCAAAAUGUUAUCCACCGCUUGGAGCGUCGGCGCAUCAGUUCAGGCAAGGCUGGUACCCACUGGCACCAGGUUCGAGUAUUCCACCAGAACGUCUUCCCCAACUUUACUGUGGUUAAUGUGGAAAAGCCACCUUGCUUCCUUCGAAAAUUUUCACCUGAUGGGCGCUACUUUAUUGCCUUUUCUUCAGACCAGACAUCACUGGAGAUUUAUGAGUACCAGGGCUGCCAAGCAGCAGAGGACCUACUGCAGGGUUAUGAGGGUGAAAUUUUGGCCAAUGGCAAUGACCAGAGGUCAGUCAACAUCCGAGGCCGACUCUUUGAACGCUUCUUUGUCUUACUGCAUAUCACCAAUGUAGCUGCUAAUGGUGAACAUCUAAAUCGUGAGUGUAGCCUCUUCACAGAUGACUGCCGUUGUGUCAUUGUGGGUUCAGCUGCCUACCUCCCGGAAGAGCCUCAUCCUCCUUUUUAUGAAGUAUAUCGCAACAGUGAGUCAGUGACACCAAAUCCCCGCUCCCCUUUGGAGGACUAUUCCCUUCAUAUCAUUGAUCUUCACACUGGCAGGUUGUGUGACACCCGCACGUUCAAAUGUGAUAAAGUGAUCUUGUCCCACAAUCAAGGGCUAUACUUAUAUAAGAACAUACUAGCCAUUCUUUCAGUACAGCAGCAGACCAUUCAUGUCUUCCAGGUCACUCCUGAGGGCACCUUUAUUGAUGUGCGUACCAUUGGUCGAUUCUGCUAUGAGGAUGACCUGCUCACCCUUUCAGCUGUCUACCCUGAGGUACAGCGAGACAGCCAAACAGGCAUGGCCAACCCCUACAAGGAACCCUUUAUUAAUUCCCUAAAACACCGACUGUUGGUAUACUUGUGGCGCCGGGCAGAGCAGGAUGGGAGUGCCAUGGCCAAGAGGCGCUUCUUCCAAUAUUUUGACCAGCUACGACAGUUGCGUAUGUGGAAGAUGCAGCUUCUAGAUGAAAAUCACCUCUUUAUCAAGUACACUAGUGAAGAUGUAGUGACACUACGGGUCACGGACCCAUCACAGCCUUCCUUCUUUGUUGUGUACAAUAUGGUGACGACAGAGGUGAUAGCAGUGUUUGAGAAUACCUCGGAUGAAUUGCUGGAGCUCUUUGAGAAUUUCUGUGACCUCUUCCGCAAUGCCACCCUGCACAGUGAGGCCGUCCAGUUUCCCUGUUCAGCUUCUAGCAACAACUUUGCAAGGCAGAUCCAGCGCCGAUUUAAAGACACUAUUGUAAAUGCAAAAUAUGGAGGGCACACGGAGGCAGUACGGAGGCUGCUUGGUCAGCUCCCCAUCAGCGCCCAAUCAUACAGUGGCAGUCCCUACCUCGAUCUGUCUCUCUUCAGCUAUGACGAUAAGUGGGUAUCAGUCAUGGAGCGGCCCAAGACUUGUGGAGAUCACCCGAUCAGGUUCUAUGCCCGGGAUUCUGGUCUGCUCAAGUUUGAGAUCCAGGCAGGCCUGCUGGGCCGCCCCAUCAACCACACAGUCCGACGCCUGGUCGCCUUUACCUUCCACCCUUUUGAGCCCUUUGCCAUUUCGGUGCAAAGGACUAAUGCUGAGUAUGUUGUCAACUUCCACAUGCGACACAGCUGCACAUAGGGUGUUGCCCAAAGGCUGGGGAUCCACCAAAGCCAAGUUGUCUUGCCUUUUAAGACUUGUACCCCCUUCCCAUCUCUGCAGAUUAGAAAGCAGAGUCUUUCAGGUGCCAGCAUCAUUCCUUUGGAACCAGGGUCUGUGUAGGUCAACCUUGGUUGGUCUAUAGUCACUCAAACAUGAGCCAGAAGAGAGGAGUUGGACCCAGGAUAACUUACUUUAAAAAAAAAAAUCUAGCUAUGAAAUAAUUUAAAUGUCUCCCACUUUUUCCACAAGAGAUUGCCCAGCAUUAAGUCCUUUAAUUAUUUUGAGUGGGGGGAGUUCUGUGUGUAUGUAUUUUAUUGAGGUGUAGAUGAGAAUUUUCCACUGUUUUUCCUUCUUUCCUCUUUUCUUGACAUUGGUAUGCAGCCUGAAGCAGAGCAGUUGGUUGCCAUUGUGGCCAGACCUAAUAACUAAUUGAGACCCUGCUCAUUCCUUUUCAUUUAGCCAAAAAUUGAGGCUGUCUUUUUAAGUAAAAAUAAAAGGCAUAUUUUCUUACUUAUUUAUAUCUGCAGUUUGAAGAUUAUCGUUUGUUCUGAUUAUUUCAGAUUCCUUGCUGUGCUUUUCAAAUUCUUGAUUUUUAAAAGGUAGUCAGUCACUUCCUGAAAAAUAGCCAAGGUAGAGUAUUUUAAGCUUUGCGAAACACUUUAUGUACAUUAUCUCAUUUGAUCUUCACAAAAACCAUGUGAGGUAGGCACUUCUGGUUUUGUUAUCCCCAUUUUACAGAUGAGGAAGAUAAGGCUCAGACAAAUUAAGUAUAUGUCAUCUAGUAAAUGGUGGGGGCAGGAUUCAAACCCAGGUCUUUCCUGAAUCCAGGUCCAGGAAUCUUUUUCCAUUAUACCAUGCUGCCUCUCAUUGUUAGUUGUUUGUGGUAGUAAGAGCCUAAUUCAUAGCACCUUAGCCACAAGCAAGCAUUGUCAGCCAACUCUGCUAAGUCCAGUGGGAGUGAUGAGUGCCUGCCACCUUCAAGAGUUCCUCAUUAACAAAACACAGCAUUCACCUUGGCUCAGAAAUAACACUGUGCAAUUCAGUUCAACAAACACUUAGCUCUUACCUUGUGCCAGGUACUGUUCUAGGUACUGAGGACAUAAAGAGAAAGCAAAACAGCCUUUUCCUUCAAGGAACUUAUAUAUUCAAGAGAGGGAUACAACAUUCCUGCAGACAAUUACACAGUAGAUAGUCAUCUCAGUAAGAGGCAUGGCCUAAAAAUCAGGGUGAUCAGGAAAGACCUCAUGGUGGAGUAAGUGCCUGAGCUGAGCCUUGCAGGAAACUAGAGAUUCUGAGGGGCCAAAGUGAGGAGAGAGAGCCUUCCAGAAAGGGGAGAUGUGAUGAUCCAUAGGUGGGAGAUGAAAGGCUGUGUAUGAGAAGUGACAAGUAUCAUGCCAAGUUGUGAAGGAUUAUAAAUGCUUAACAGAAUAGUUUAUGUUUUAUUCUAGAGGCAAUAGGGAGCCCCUUAAACUUCUUGAACAAAGGAGACAUGUCGUAUCGAUGCUUUAAGACAGUUUGCUGUAUGCAGAAGAAGGAUUGGAGAAUAGACUAGUCAGGAAGACUAGUUAGAAACUACUAGUUAGCCCAUUAGUCAAGGCAGAAGGUAAUAAGGACCUGAACUAGGGCAUUGUCCAUGUGAGUGGAGAGGAGCGAAAAUGAGAGACAAAGGUUGAAAUGACAACUUCAAACAACUGAAUAAUGAAGUGUGAGAGUGAAUAGUGUAGCAUGACUGUGAAUAGUGUAGCAUGACUGAAGUUGUGAACCUGGGUGACUGAAAGCAUAGUGGUAUCCUUGAACAGCAUAGGGAUGUUAAGAAAAGGGAUGGGCUUAAGGAUUAUAAGUCCCAUUGUGGACGUACUGUGUUUAAGAUACGGGUGGUGAUGUUCAGUAGGCAACUUGUAAUCUAGGACAUUGUAUUUGAGUGUAAGGUCCUUGCAAGUAUGAAUCAUUUCAUCUUUGUAUUUGUAGCCUCAGCACCUGGCACAGUGCCUGGCCCAUAGUAGAAAAUAAAUACUUGAUUGAUUGGACUGGCUUGGCUUGGCUUGGGGGUCAGGAGAGGAGAGAGUCUGGUAAUGUUGAUUUUAUAGUUAUCCACCUAAAGCUGAUUAAGCCUAUAAGAAUUUAUGGGGUCAGUAAGAGAUGAGGUAGAAGAAAAGAGGGCUCGAGACAAAACAGCCUUAGCUUAUACCUCAAUGCUUAAGGGGUGGGAUAUGGAUUAUUAUGGCCCAAAGGAGACGAAUGGAGAGGGUCGACAGGUAGGAGAACCUGAGACAGCAGUGUCAUCAGAGCAAAUGAAGUAGCAUAUAUUAAAUAUACUAUAUACCAAACACUGAGAAUACAAAGGCAAAGGAAGCCCCUGCCCUCAAGGAGCUUGUAAUAGUGGAAAAUGCCUACGGGGAAUGGUGGCCAAGAUGGGUAUUUUGGUUUAGAAAGUUACGAGGUUGAUACGUGGAGCAACAAUGGAGUAGAUUGACACACCUUUUCUAGUAGCAGUAGUGAUUUGAUUUUGGUUCUACAACGAGAAAGUUAGAGCACUUUCUAGAGUGUGGGUGGAGUGGAAAAAGGGGCAACACAAAGGACAAUACAUGUGGCAAUAAGGCAAAUAUGUGGUGAAGAGCUGGUCGGGGAGUAAGGUGAAGCAUGACUAGAGCCAAUUUGGUUUAAUAUCAUGGGCCAGGUGAGACACUCAUCAAUCAGGACAAUGAGGCUCCAGAGUGGGUGUUCCAGAGAUGAAAGGGUUAAGUCCUUCAGGCUAUGGUCUCUAGUCUGGCAAGAACAUAGCUGAGGGCUAAUGUAGGAGUAUCAAAGAUGAGGCUGUGGUCAACCGUAUCAAACUACAGAGAGGUCAGAAAGAAUGAGGUCUUAGAAAAGGCCACUGGAUUUAGCAAUUGUAAUAUUAGAGAAAACACUUUCAGGAGGGUAGUAGAGUUGUACGGCAUAUUGUAACAUGUUAGGAAGUCGAGGAUCUGAAGUAGAAGAUUUUCUAGGACUUUGGUUGUGAAAGGAAUGGUAACCUAUGAGGAGUCAAGUAUCCUCUAGAUUUAAGAGGUGUACCACUGCUAUUUGAGUCAACACACCCUCCUGACCAGAUAGGGCUUUGUGUGGAAAUGAUGGAUGCUGUGUCUCCCUGAACCAGCACUGUACCCUUGUUGAAUAUCCUUUCUGUGCUUUGGCUAAGUAAACUUUUUUUUUUUGUCAA
Molecule: messenger RNA, 6187 nt
Organism: Phascolarctos cinereus (koala)
Lineage: Eukaryota; Metazoa; Chordata; Mammalia; Diprotodontia; Phascolarctidae
Gene: DET1
Product: DET1 partner of COP1 E3 ubiquitin ligase
Biological process (GO): protein ubiquitination; positive regulation of proteasomal ubiquitin-dependent protein catabolic process
Cellular component (GO): nucleus; cullin-RING ubiquitin ligase complex
Molecular function (GO): ubiquitin protein ligase binding; ubiquitin-like ligase-substrate adaptor activity
Source: RefSeq, a predicted model, not a curated record